Pediculus humanus corporis (human body louse) is the source of this 2169-nucleotide messenger RNA. Its product is annotated as dynein intermediate chain 1, axonemal, putative. NCBI's taxonomy places the organism in Eukaryota, Metazoa, Arthropoda, Insecta, Psocodea, Pediculidae. The transcript is spliced from 10 exons. The record is from RefSeq and is a predicted model, not a curated record. Gene Ontology annotation, molecular function: dynein heavy chain binding; dynein light chain binding. Gene Ontology annotation, cellular component: outer dynein arm. Bases 1 to 2169 code for a protein of 722 amino acids. Gene Ontology annotation, biological process: outer dynein arm assembly; cilium movement.
AUGAAAUCUAAAAAUGUUAAAUCAGUGUCCGAUUGGUCUCCUAAGAGAUUACCUAAUUCAUAUAACAAAAGAAUGGCUGUGGCUGUAGUCGGAAGUAGUGGAAAAAAACCACCUGGAAAACAUUUAAAAGGUGAUGAUGUAUCAAAUGAUGAUUUUUUUAAAAAAAAAUCAGAUCUUAUUAAACCAGAUGAUCAAUUGUGUUUAACAGAUGCCCAAUUGAACGAAGAAAUUACUAGAACGUUGACAACGGGAAACAUGAAUUCACCGAAAAAUCUCGUCGAAUAUAGUUAUAAAUUAGGUGAAUUUGUAUCGAAAUCUCAAAUUUCUACAACAAUCGUACUCAUUCGUUUGGAAGGAUGUUGCAUAUUAAAAAAUUCUCCAGAAGCUCAAGCACAAAUAGCUGCUGGAGAUUGGUCAGGAGAUGAAAUAAAAAAAAGUAUAAAAAGUAAAUCGAAUUCCCUCGAUAAAGAAUCAAAAAUCAAUGAUGAUAAAUCAGAAAACGAGGGUGAAGAUGAAACGGAAGAAGGAAAUGAAGAAGCGACGGAUGGUAAAAAAGAUGAUGAGGAUAAAGCAGAAGAAGAAGAAGUGGAAGCAGAAGCCGUUAGCGGAAGUGCGACAAAACCUAAAAAAAAAUUAGUCAAUGCUUUUAAUUAUUGCGAACGUUCUUCGCAAACUGCCGACUGUACAAAAGUGAAUGCAUUCAGUCAAACGAUUCCACCACCGAGAAAAGUUUUUUCUGAACUUGUUACUCAAUGGAUAAUUUACGAUGCAUACGCUGAAGAUUUUGAAAAACAAAAAAAAGAAAAAGAAAAAGAAAAAAAACUUACGACUAAUACUCAAGCUAAUAAAAAAGAUGACAUUAAAAAAAAACAAGAUUUGUCUUUCGGCGAAGGAAUUCAUAAUAAAACAAACGAAGCAGCUAAAAUUAUUGAUAGAAUGAUUUGUCAAAAUAUUUACGAUGAUAUUGCUCACGAUUAUAAAUACUAUGAAGAUCCAGCUGACGAAUUUCGGCGGGAAGGAACUCUUUUACCUCUAUGGAAAUUUUUUUACGAAAGAAAAAAAACUUCGGUUACAGAUAUUUCUUGGAAUCCAUUUUACUAUGAUUUAUUUGCAGUCACAUUUGGAACUUUUGAAUUCCUUAAUCAACGUUCUCAAGAUGGAGCUGUUUGUCUGUUUACUCUCAAAAAUCCCUCUUAUCCAGAAUAUGUUCGAAUCACCGAAAGUAGUGCAAUGUGCGUGGCUACACAUCCGACUCAGACGUACCUCAUAGCAGUAGGAUUACUUGAUGGAAACGUUGCUGUUUAUAAUACUCACUUACCCGAUAAAUUUCCACAACAUCGAAGUAAUUCCGUUAACAAGAAACACUGUGAUGCUGUUUGGCAGGUUGAGUGGGGUGCAAACAUGCAAGAUGGUGAAGUUAAUUUUUUUUCAGUUUCUGCUGAUGGAAAAGUUUGCAACUGGGUUCUCAUGCAAAAUGAAUUGGCAUUGACAACAGUUGCAUCAUUGUCUUUGCCACUUGAACAGCUUUUGGGACCUGAUGGAUUACCCAUUAACAUGAUAGACAGUGGUUGUUGCAUCACAUUUCAUCCAACUCAACCGUUGAUAUUUUUAGUUGGAACUGAAGAAGGAAGCAUAUAUAAGUGCAGCACUGCAUAUUCUUCAACAUUUUUAUUUAAAUAUGAUGCUCAUUACAUGCCUGUUCAUAAAAUCUCUUAUAAUUCAUUUUAUCCAGAUGUAUUUUUAUCUUGCAGUGCUGAUUGGAGAAUAAAAAUAUGGGAAGAUUCAAAAAAUGAGCCAUUAUUUGUUUUUGACCUUGGUUGUUCAGUUGGUGAUGUUCAAUGGGCACCAUAUUCAAGCACCGUGUUUGGAGCAGUAACAAUCGAAGGAAAAUGUGUUAUUUUCGACAUAAAUAUCGAUAAAUACAAACCCAUUUGUGUUCAAAGCAUAGCAUCGAGAAAAAAAAACGGUUUAACAAGACUUAAAUUUAAUUUUAAAGUUCCGAUAAUAGCAGUUGGAGACGAUAAAGGAAAUAUAUCAGUUUUAAAAUUAUCACCUAAUUUAAGAAUAAAAUCAAAACCGCCUAAAAAGCAACAAUUUUUCGAACCGGAACAGUUGGAAAUAAUAAAAUUGGAAAAGUUGUUGGCUUUGAUAUUAUACACGUGUAUUUAA